Molecule: messenger RNA, 3674 nt
Organism: Myripristis murdjan (pinecone soldierfish)
Lineage: Eukaryota; Metazoa; Chordata; Actinopteri; Holocentriformes; Holocentridae
Gene: r3hcc1l
Product: R3H domain and coiled-coil containing 1-like
Exons: 7
Coding region: 92-1129 (345 amino acids)
Molecular function (GO): RNA 7-methylguanosine cap binding; mRNA binding
Source: RefSeq, a predicted model, not a curated record
UCCAACUCCCAGAAUCCAUUGCGAGCAUUCAACACUGCGUCAGCUGCGCGACGAAAAUCUGCUGCUGAAACAAACACUGCAUCAUACAGAAAUGGAGCUGGAGCAGCCAAAGGAGGAAAGUGCUCCAGCCCAACCUUCGACUGUGACCCCCUCCCAGUCAAAGAGGCCAGAUAAAGCUCUCUACACGCCCAAGAAACGACAAGAGGCCUCCCAGGACAAAGGCCAAGCUCAGGGAGGAGUAAAACCAAGACCCAGACCUCGCUACACGGACAAGGCACGGAAGAAUGCCAAGAACAAGAAGAGCAAGGCUCAAAUAGGGGGUGAGGGAGCGUCUGAUGCAGGACAAGAUCUGGGUGUAGCACAGAACGGUAACACCGAGGCUGAUGGAAAAGGAGAUCGCUUACAAGAUGCAGAGUUGCCGAGUGAUGGGCAGCCUGCCUCAGCCAAUCAGGAAACAGACACAGAGCUUACCUCAAGGCUGGAAGUGCCUGCCACUCAGGAAGAAGAGGAGGAAAGUUGGGACACCUUGUUCAACGAUGACGGGGACUGCCUGGAUCCACACCUGCUGGAAGAGCUUUCUUUGAAGGAAGGUAGAAAGAAAGAGUCAAUCCAGGACCCCAGGUUUGACUACUACAGCAUGGACAGAGAUGAAGAUGGAGAUGGAGACAUUGACCUCCGAGAGGACGAGCUGUCGCACAUCAUAGAAAUCUACGACUUUCCUCCAGAGUUUAAGACAGAGGACCUCCUCAAGUUUUUUCAGUCCUAUCAACAGAGAGGCUUUGAUAUCCAGUGGGUUGAUGACACCCAUGCCCUGGGCCUCUUCUCCAGCCCUAUUGCCGCCCGCGAUGCCCUGACAUCGAAACAUCCACUGAUGAAGGUGCGACCGCUCUCCAAAUCCUCUGCAGCCACUAAGGCCAAAGUCCGCAGCUGCUCAGAUUACCUCCUGCCUGCCAAGGAGCGACCCCAGACCAGCGCCGCCCUGGCCCGCAGGCUGGUGAUCGGAGCACUGGGUGUUAAGAGCAAGCAGACGAAGGAGGAGCGCGAGGCUGAGAGGAAGAAACUCCAGGAGGCAAGAGAACAAAAGCGCCUGGCAGCCAAACAGAGGGAAGAUGCCUGGGAGGGGAAGUGACACCUGCUGAACCCCCCUGAACCCCGCCCCCCACCCCCUACCCCGCCACCCCCCUCCACCCCGUGUUUCCUUGAUUCAGCAGAGGUUGAAGACGUCCCUGUUUUUCCUUCAGAGUCGACAAAGGACAGCCUUCUGCUCUCCUAUUUUUCUCGGUUGGCCACUCGCUCUUACCACAGCUCUUCCCAAGAGCUGGAAGUUAUCCUGCCUCACCGACUGCCAGUGAACAUCUCAUCGUGCAUUGUCAGUUUGGCUCUCAGUGUUAGGGAUGGGGAUUUCAAGAAACCUUACUAUCUUCACUUGGGCCCUCCACCACCACCCUACACUUGCACUCAGAGGGAGAAAGCGAGCCAUUCACACAUUUCACAGCACAGUCUUUUUAUUUUGAUGGCUUCAGUAGUCUUUGCAUGUUUUUCCAGUUUGUACAGUAGCAUCAGCAACAGAUCUCACAGUGCUGUACUAAAUGCUAAGCUUACACUUCCCUUGUGCGGAAACGAGCCAACGUUUUACAAGAUGAUCUUCUUUUUGUUAUUUUAAUGGUGGUUGGCAAACAACUGUUAGGUGCAUUAUCUCCACCUUCUGGCGGUAGAAAAGCAUUCCUAUCGGAUGCCGGUAAAUACGUGGAAAAUAGAUUUUUUAAGACAAGACAAUAGUCGCAUCAUAAAUGUCGAUGUAUUGUUUUUUUUUUUUUAACAAAUUAAUGACUAUUUGAAAACCAUGACCCAUUCCUACUCAGUAUUGCAAGAUGAACAUAUUGUCCCACUGGUACCUCAACGUUUAUCUCCACACUUUGUUCAGGGACUGUUAACUGGUGGCCAUGCAGACUCGUGGGGUGGGGGGGUGGAGGGGCUGAGCUGAAGCAACAACUGUAGCCGACACUGUCUACACUGACUUGGGGCCAGAGGUGCUUUUACGUCUCUAACACUGAAACCAAGUUCUGUAAUAAAGCACAUACCCAAACCAUCUGCAAAAGGCAACUAGGAAGGAAAGACUUUUUGGUUGUGUUUAAAGGAUGUAUGUAAGAGGACUUCUGUUUUUAAAAUUGGACCUCUCUAUCUUUGCCAUACUAGUGAUUCAUACAGUGUUCAGUGUUUUGUGAUAACAGCGCACUGAUGUGUACUACAUUUUCAAGAGUGAAAUUCCUAUAUUACAUGAAUUAAAAAUGUCUCAUGUUAAUAUAACUAUGUUUUCAAAAAUGUUUAGUGAAGACAUCCAUAAAAUUUAAUUUUGUUUGGGUGAUUAAAUUUUAAGUUACUGCAUUUUGAGGGCAUCCUUUUUUUUUUAAGUAAAUGCUUCACUACUGAUCUUGAUUGGCUACCAUCACUAAGGAAGAACCGAAAUCCUUCCAUCAGGCCAGUUUGAGGUCAUUUGAACUAACAUGCCCACUGGAAACUUUCCCCUUUCGAUGGAGAGGGACUUCAGCCGAAUACAUUUUUUUCUGGACAGACAGAUUCCUUGCCGUAAGUUUUGCCAGUUAGAAUCAAGCUGUUCUUCGGUCUGUUUUGGGAAUGGUGGAGAACAUGGAGGAAGCUAUAAUUAAUGUAGUGCCCAGUGUUGCUGGCUCGCCAUGUUGAUGUUACAAGACAACCCAACGGACAGUAAUCUGUCUGCUGCUUCAGUCUUUAGAUUCAUUCACAAAAACAAAUUCAGUUCAAGUUUAAUAACCUGGACCUGAAAGCUGUAUUCAAACUGCUAGCCAUGAGUUAGGGGAGCAAAAAAUAUGCAAGGCCAGUGUGAAGGGGAAAUUUGUUUGGUUCAUGUAGAUUACAGCAGGUAUACCUUAUAUAACAAAAUAAGAAAUAGAUGCACUGCAAGUUUUAAGUGUUUUCAUUUAUUCAACACAUCUAUUUAAAAAAAAAAAAAAAAUCAGUUCAGUAUGAGCUUGACAUUCAGUUUUAUGCAAUUCAAAUACACAUUCUGUUUGCACCAGUCUCUUAUCAUACACUCACCAUUCCAAAGAAGUAUUCUUGGUCGUGGCUGCAGCAGGUUUCACCUCCAACUUCACAGACACAGCUCUGCAGACUUGCACAGUAUCAUCAUGAAGUCGUGUGUCACAUGGUUGAAACAGGUGUUUCAGAUUGUGUUAAAUGCAUUGACGUUAACAAUUACAGUCAUUUUGUCAUGAAACAUUUUGUGAGACUGGCUUACCUCCUACAUGACAGUCAAGUUUUAUAUGGGCACAUGAUUUCACCUCUGGUUCCUGAUCACCUCUGUCAUUCAUUCAGGAUUAAUCCAUAUUGAUGAUCAUUCUGAUCAGUUCGAAAAGAGCUUUUUGUUUUGUGUGUGUGUGUGUUUAUCCAUGGCCAGCUAACAAGGUCUGUUUUCAAGCAUCAGCUUUCUUUUAUGUCUAGUCACCAAAACCAGUCAUUGAAACCAAGAAUGAAAACCAAAAUUGCUGUGCUGAUUUGUCAUUGCUGUAGCUUGCAGUUGAAACAUAACAUUUGUGAAAUGUUUUGGAAGUGCUGUUUGUGUUUCUGUUUUAAUGUUUGAUAACAAAAAAUGGUCUGAUGUGUUUCUCUAAUUUGGGAUUUAAUAAAUGCUUUUUUUU